AUGGGCUGCGCGUUCUCGUCGUCGCCGUCGCCACGGAAGCGUGAGCAGCGCGCCCAAGGGUACGAGGAGCCCGCCGUCCUCGCCGCCGAGACCUCCUUCACGGUGAACGAGGUGGAGGCGCUGUACGAGCUCUACAAGAAGCUCAGCUUCUCCAUCUUCAAGGACGGCCUCAUCCACAAGGAGGAGUUCCGGCUGGCUCUGUUCAGGACCAGCAGAGGGGCGAACCUGUUCGCGGACAGGGUGUUCGACCUCUUCGAUCUCAAGCGCAACGGCGUGAUCGAGUUCGGCGAGUUCGUGCGCUCGCUCAGCAUCUUCCACCCCAAAGCGCCUGAAUCUGAAAAGACCGCGUUUGCAUUCAAGCUGUACGAUCUGCGGGGGACAGGCUACAUCGAGAAAGAAGAGCUCCGGGAGAUGGUGGUGGCGCUUCUUGAUGAGUCCGACCUAUGUCUCUCCGAUAGCGCCGUCGAGGAGAUUGUCCAUAAUACGUUCAGUCAAGCAGACUCGGAUGGUGAUGGCAGGAUAGACCCCAAGGAAUGGGAGGAGUUUGUCAAGAAGAACCCAGCGUCGCUGAGGAACAUGUCACUGCCCUAUCUCCAGGACAUUACGACGACAUUUCCGAGCUUUGUAAUGCAUUCCGAAGUCGAAGACUACAGUGGAAUCAGCAAAUAA
Messenger RNA from Triticum turgidum subsp. durum (durum wheat), 669 nucleotides. Lineage: Eukaryota; Viridiplantae; Streptophyta; Magnoliopsida; Poales; Poaceae. The record is from the annotation of a GenBank genome assembly.